Molecule: messenger RNA, 1803 nt
Organism: Lentinula edodes (shiitake mushroom)
Lineage: Eukaryota; Fungi; Basidiomycota; Agaricomycetes; Agaricales; Omphalotaceae
Product: DUF89 domain-containing protein
Exons: 17
Biological process (GO): DNA damage response
Cellular component (GO): nucleus; cytoplasm
Molecular function (GO): phosphatase activity
Source: RefSeq, a predicted model, not a curated record
GAUGGUAUUCCAACCACCCUUCCCGCCUUACGAUCCUACUGAUAAAUCCGGUUUCUCCUACGAAACCGUCGUGAGGCGCUGGCCAAUCAUCCUCACAGGAAUUGUCGAUCAACUUCAUCGCGAGAAUCAUGACUUGCAUCUAGUAGUACAAACCCCGGAUGAUGAUCCUGAGCGGAAGCAACGUCUCGAAGCUAAAAUCGCGGAAGGAAAGACUAUCAUCGAGAAAAUCAGUAAACUGAAAUACGAGAUGGCUAGAGAUCAUGUCAUGGAGCCAAUUCCAUCUGACGGCGAACCGCAUGUUGAAUUAUACAACACUGAGCUAGAAGAACUAGCUAGAUCUUCAAAGAACUCUUGGUUCACGGCACCUUGGCUCUAUGCAGAAUGUUAUCUAUAUCGUCUCCUACGGUCAUACUUCGUCCAAACCACCCAUUGGCGAAACUAUGAUCCCUUCCAUGCUCAGAAAUUAGACGUUUUUGCAAAAUCAGGCCCUUCGAUAUACGGCAUCGCAACGAUCAUGCACGAACUAGAGAGCGAAAAGAGUGCUUUAGAAUCUGAUCCGACGAAGUUGAAGGUAUUCUUCCAAGAGAUGAUGCAGAUGUGUUUAUGGGGAAAUGCAACAGACCUAUCUCUCCUUACCCACAUGUCCCUUGUCGACAUCGAGAAUCUGCAAUCUGUAGGCAAAGACAUGCAAGCUGCUCGGAAAAAAUUCAUCAUGCGCGAUGAUCAGGAGAAGGCUUGGGAUCAUCUACAAGCAGUGAGAGAUGGUAGAGUGGAUUUUGUGUUGGAUAACGCUGGUUUCGAACUAUUCACAGACCUCGUAUUUGCCGAUUUUCUCGUCACCUACACUCCAUAUGUCUCGAAAGUAGUCUUUCACCCCAAGCUAAUCCCAUGGUUCGUCUCUGACGUGACGCCUCCCGAUUUCAAAGAAACUAUCGAGUUCCUGUUGGAUCCGAAGUCGUUCCUUUCCGAUAUCGCCUCUACUUCAACAACCACUUCACCAAGUCAACCUCAGCCCUCGGUAGAACAACAGCAACAUCUGCGAGAACUCGCGGGCCGCCUGAGGCGAUACGUGUCAGAAGGCGUGUUCGAGUUGUCGGUUCCCAGUGGAACAGCUCUUGGGGGAAGACAUACCACUGCCACGCUAACAACACCAUCAACGAAAGAGUCACCUCUCGCGCAAUUCUGGACUGCCCCCGUAGCGUAUUGGGACAUGGCCACCUACGAUCAGGAGUUGUAUGAAUUCUUGGGGAAUAGUGAUUUGGUUAUAUUCAAGGGCGAUUUGAACUAUCGAAAAUUAACGGGAGACAUCCAGUGGCCUUCCUGGACCCCUUUCGAGGAAGCUCUAGGUCCCCUAGCUGGAUCCUUCCCUCUCCUUAGUCUACGCACCAACAAAGCCGACGUCGCUGUGGGGUUGGAUAAAGAGGUUUUGGCACAGACGGAAGAGAAGGAUGAGAAAUGGAAGGUUAAUGGAAAGUUUGCGUUGAUCUCUUUUUUGGGCAAGAGAUCAGAGUAAUAGGAUUGGACUGCUACUGGCUCAGGCUGUUUCUCCAACAGAAGCGAAUUGUGUCACACAAGGUUGAAAGGCAUGCGUAGCUCUCCUAUUGGAACUUACCAUUUGACAGAUUACAGUAAUUGAACCCCAUGUUGAACUUGUUGCCGCAAAGUUUCCUAGAGUCUCCUCCGAGACCUGAGUGUUUAGCUAUUAGAUACACACUGAAUACACCCAAAGACAAAAAUGUCCGAAUACAAUGUUCCGGGGAUCCCGUCUCCGGUUCCGGACGCGAACACAUGAUAAAUAAUGCA